Messenger RNA from Salarias fasciatus (jewelled blenny), 3058 nucleotides. It is a transcript of the gene garem2, whose product is annotated as GRB2 associated, regulator of MAPK1-like. The record is from RefSeq and is a predicted model, not a curated record. NCBI's taxonomy places the organism in Eukaryota, Metazoa, Chordata, Actinopteri, Blenniiformes, Blenniidae.
CUCUCCUACAUUUCAAACAUGGCGAAACUCUUUCCCAUGAUACCGCCGCCGUCGCCGUCGCCCUCCCGCACCCCGCCGCCCCCCGCGUCCUCCUGUCGGCCCUCACCAUCACCGUUAUCCCCGGUACCGUGAUGCCCCGGGAGGAUGGAGAAGCUGUCGGCGAGCCUGUCGGAGAUCACCUGGAGCCCGUUGGCGCUGCCGCUGGACGCGGUGGUCAGCAAGUUCCGUCUGCCCACCCUGGUCCGCCUGGCGCACGGUGAAUGUGUGGAGGGCCUGUCGGAGGAGGAUGUGGUGCUCUUGCACUCCUGCCGGCAGUGGACCACAGUGACGGCACACAGCUUAGAGGAAGGACACUACGUAAUCGGGCCUAAAAUCGACAUCCCUCUGCAGUACCAGGGCAAAUUCAAGUUGUUGGAUGAAGACCGGGACGUCCGGGAUCCAGUCCAGUACUUCUCCAGUGUGGAGGAAGUGGCUGGAGUCUUCCCUGACCGGGUCUUCGUCAUGGAGACCAUCACUUUCAGUGUCAAGGUGGUUUCCGGGGAGUUCAGUGAGGACAGCGAGCCCUACAGCUUCACUCUGCAGGCUGGAGAUGAGCUGUCGCUUAUGGGGAAGGCGGAGCUUCUCUGUGCCACGCCCUCAAAGGAAAAGACGGGACUGACCGCGCUCCUGAGACGCCUCGGAAAGACUCCUCGAAGUAAAACUCCCUGCCUCGUCUGCAUGAACCACCGCACCAAUCAGAGCGUCAGCCUGCCCUUCGGCUGCCGCGGACGCUUUUGCACCCGCUCCCCUCUGGAGCAAGGCAUGCUGGGAGGGGAGCACACGGUGCGCAGCAUCAUCGAGAGAGUUCGCCUGCCCGUCAACGUGUCGGUCCCCUCGCGGCCGCCGCGGAACCCCUACGACCGCCACGCGGUGCGGGAGGGCCACCGCUACAAGCUGCUGAACAUCGUCAGCAAGACGGUGGUGCUGUGCAUGGUCCUGCGCAGACAGGAAGUCUCGCCCUCCCACUUCCUGUUGCUGCGCUGCAUGCCCCGGUUCAACGUGGGCGAGGCCUCCGUCCACACGGCGGCGCUGGAGAGCCUCCUCCUCAGACACGCCUUUGACCCGGACGCCUACUCUCGCGCUGUCAGAGAGACCCGGCCGGAGCUGGAGUGCAUGACAGAGGAGUGCGUGAGCCCGCGGCGCUCCCGCGUCUGCGUGUCGGGCCAGGACUCGCUGGUGCCGGCCCUGCAGCGCCUCUCCAUGUGCGGGUACGUCGGCGGGGUUUCCGACGGCGUGUCGCAGCGCUGCAGGGACUCUCUGGGAGAGCGCCUGGGGGAGGGGCCAGGCGAGGAGCGGGAAUAUGUGACUCCUGAGUGGACUGAGGCUGAAAUGAGGACCAGUGAGGAAAUUCCUUACGAGGAACUUUGGACCAAUCAGAACCCGGAGGGCUUGGGAAAGGAGCCGAACCUCAUAUCCUUCCACUCGUCGUCUUCUUUGGACGGUUCAGUCGGUACGGUGGUGGCAAGAGUGUCUACCCCGCCACCCGUACCUCCAAAAUCCGACGCUGUGAGAGAGGAGUGCCGCUACUUGAUCGCCCCCCCAGUUCCCCCGCGCUGCUCCAAAGGAGGCUCCAUCUCCAGCCCGGCUCCCAGCCCUCCAGUGCCUCCACGCUUUCCCAAACUCUCCAUCCCAAGACCAAACCUGUCUUUCUACUCAUCUGGACUGCAGGACAGCUGUUCCCCCUCUCCGGACACCUCCCUCUACUGUUACCCCUGCUCCUGGGCAGACUGCCCUGCUCCCAACCCCGCUAGCCCUGGGCCAGUCUCUGCAGACAAUACAGCCAAUCCUCAGCCUGCGCAGGCCACCUGGGCAGAGCCCUGGGUGGAUUCCUUCACCUCCUCCGGGCCUCGGCUCAGGCCGCCCCCUCCACAAAGCCGGUUUGCUCCCUUUGGGGCGCUAAACCCCUUCAAUCGUCAGUCCCCCUGUCCCUCGCCUGAGCCUGCUCCCAAUCCAGCCACAGAUUUCUCCAGGGGAGCAGAGGGAGGCGGUUCGUCCACCGAGGGCGCAUCCCCGCCCCCCGACCCCACCUGGCGGCCUCCGUCCGACCUGUCAGCACUGUCCCUGGAGGAGGUGUCGGCCUGCCUGCGGUUCAUCGGCCUGUCGGAGGCGGCGGUGGCCGUGUUCCAGCGGGAGCGGAUCGACGGCAGCCUCCUGGUGCAGCUGACCGAGGACAUCCUGUCACACGACUUCCACCUGAGCCGUCUCCACGUGACCAAGAUCACACAGUUCAUACAGGGCUGGAGACCCAAAAUCUAACGCACACACACACACAUCUUGUCCUGAUAACGUGCCUGUUGGCUCCCGGAGCCACCCAGUCCUGAAUGUGCCUUCCACUGUGACCAACCGGCUGCUGAAGCUGAAGGAAACCACGCCACACUGUGGCGGAACUGCAGAACUGACACUGGCGCUGAGAAUCCCUGACGACACAUUUCUAGUCUGAAUCAGAAUGGGACUAGUUUACUAACAAAAGGCUACGACACAGAAGAAAUGGCCCUGUUUUGAUGAGAAGGUCAGCCAUCUCCGUGCUAACUCUGAACAGCAGCACGUCGCCCUGAAGCUGUGACUGGUCACACAUGGAAAAUGAACUGCAUUUUGUUUGGAAUUUCUCCUUUUAAGGUACAUUAAGGGAUUCACAACCUCGAUUGUUGACCAGUCUCUGCCUCAGCCUCUUCUAUGGAGCUUCUGGGACAUGCAACCGGCACAAAUGACAGAGAGAAAGAAAUCUUAGAGCUCACCCAUGCAAUGACUGAGAUUUGGGAACUGAUCAACUAUUCGAUGAAUUCUCUCUGAAUAUGCAGAAUUAUUUAUCAGGGUCAUGUUGUGCUUUGCAGCAGUGACAUUUUUAUUAACAAUCCCCCCUUCAGGGUAACAGACAGAUGUGUUGUGCUAGAAUAAAAGUUUUUGUCUGCCUCAGAAAAGGAGUUCUCAAAAUGUACCUCAGAAUGUUUCUUCAGAUAUGCUUGAUUUAGUCCUGUAUAAUAAUAAUAAAUGUAAUCACACUUGGUACUGUGUGCAAAGA